CCCAGGUGCUUCAAGAAUUUUAGGCCUCCAAUGACAUACACCAACUCAAAGACUGCAUGGAUGACAAAAGAAAUUUUUAAAAACUGGUUUCAUUCAGAAUUUGUUCCACAGGUACUAGUUACGAUUUAAAAACUAAGUUUGCGAUCUUAGAUCUCUUUUAAAGGUACGGGAGUUUAUGAAGAAUAAUAACCUUUCAAAAAAGGCAUUGCUUAUUCUUGAUAAUGCCCCAAGUCAUCGACCUGAAAAUGAACUUCAAAGCGAUGAUGGCUGCAUUCGGACAAUGUUCAUGCCUCCAAAUGCAACACCACUUAUUCAACCAAUGGAUCAAAAUGUAAUAAGGCUCACAAAGUUGCACUACCGAACAAGCCUUUUGUCAGAUGUUAUCUCUAAAGGGCGAGAUGUUGAAAAGAUGUUGAAAAAAUUUAAUUUACGUGACGCUCUGACAUGCCUUCAAGGAGCUUGGGACAAACUUACACCGGAAGUUAUUGAAAAGUGUUGGCAUGAACUGUUUGCAUAUGAAGCUGUUUCUAGUGACGAGGACGAAGAUGUCCGUCUUGCUGUACUACAACAAAGAAUGCAACUGGAGGAAAUAAACCAGGUUUCAACCACAGCACUGAGUAUGCUACAAGAAGUUUUUCCUGACGUAAGUCAAUAAUUUUUUAUUUAUUGAAACAACUGUCAACAUUUAAAUUUAUUUAAAGGUUCCAUGUUCCUCUAACGAUA
Molecule: messenger RNA, 723 nt
Organism: Eupeodes corollae
Lineage: Eukaryota; Metazoa; Arthropoda; Insecta; Diptera; Syrphidae
Product: jerky protein homolog-like
Exons: 1
Coding region: 176-655 (159 amino acids)
Molecular function (GO): nucleic acid binding
Source: RefSeq, a predicted model, not a curated record